UCAGGUGAGAAUAAGACCGGCCAUCUGAGGUCGUUAGAGAACGCUUCUGAAAAUCUCAAGCUUUUCAAAGCCGAUCUCCUUGAUUAUGAGGAGAUGAAAGCUGCCAUAGCAAGAUGCCAGGGGGUUUUCCAUGUGGCCUCCCCGGUUCCUUUGGCCAAUCUGACGGAUCCAGAGCUAGAUGUUGUGCGUCAUGCUGUCGAUGGUACCAAAAAUGUACUGGAGGCUGCAUCUGCCGCCAAGGUUCGCCGAGUGGUUGUCGUGUCAUCCAUUGUUGCCGUGGAUAUCAACCCCAAAGAUUGGCCCACAGACAAGAUCGAAGAUGAGAACAGCUGGUCAGACGUAGAAUUUUGCAGGAAUAAUGAGGACUGGUAUUCAGUUUCCAAGAUCACAGCAGAAAAGGCGGCGCAUGAAUACGGAGAGAAGACCGGCUUGGAUGUGGUCAUUCUCAACCCAGCGGUGGUGUUUGGUCCCCUGCUGCAGCCAACGGUGAACGCCAGCAGCCAGUUCCUGAUCUACUUCCUGAAAGGAGGACCUGACCAGAUGAGGGACAAGCUCUGGCACAUCGUCGACGUGCGAGACACCGCCGAUGCGCUGCUUCUGCUCUACGAGGCGCCCGAGGCCUCUGGCAGACACAUCUGCGCGCCGCACAUCAUCACCGCCCGGAACCUGAGGGAGCUGCUGAAGAGGAAGUACCCGCAAUAUCCUCACAUCAGCGAGUAA
Molecule: messenger RNA, 720 nt
Organism: Lolium rigidum
Lineage: Eukaryota; Viridiplantae; Streptophyta; Magnoliopsida; Poales; Poaceae
Product: cinnamoyl-CoA reductase 1-like
Exons: 4
Coding region: 94-720 (208 amino acids)
Molecular function (GO): oxidoreductase activity, acting on the CH-OH group of donors, NAD or NADP as acceptor
Source: RefSeq, a predicted model, not a curated record